Calliphora vicina (urban bluebottle blowfly) is the source of this 985-nucleotide messenger RNA. Its product is annotated as fibrinogen C domain-containing protein 1-like. The transcript has 3 exons. NCBI's taxonomy places the organism in Eukaryota, Metazoa, Arthropoda, Insecta, Diptera, Calliphoridae. The coding region runs from base 1 to 660 and encodes 219 amino acids. The record is from RefSeq and is a predicted model, not a curated record.
AUGAGUACUACCCAAUCAUAUCCCACCAGUUGUGCUGAUUUUAAUACAAACCAUUGUGGAAAUAACAAAUGUCGCAUACACAAUCAGCUUUAUGGGCCAAAACCAUUUUGGGUCGCAUGUGAAGGUGGUGGUUGGACUGUAAUCCAAAGACGCAUUAAUGGCUCCGUAGAUUUCUAUCGCGAUUGGUCUGAAUACAAGGAUGGCUUCGGUAGUAUUGAUGGAGAAUUUUUUAUCGGCUUAGAUAAAUUACAUGCUUUAACGACUACACUCCAACCCAUGGAACUGUUGAUACAACUACGAGACUUUAACGAUUCUUCGACCUAUGCCAAAUAUGAUGAAUUUGUUGUUGGUAAUGAAACGGACAAUUAUAUAUUAAGUAAGGUGGGUAAAUAUUCUGGCAAAGCUGGAGAUUCAUUUAGCUAUCAUCAGGGAUUUAAAUUUACUACCAGAGAUCGUGACAAUGAUCGUAACGAGUUUAAUUGUGCCAAGUCGUGUCAAGGAGCAUGGUGGUAUGCAACAUGUUUCCAAAGUAAUUUAAAUGGUAAAUACUACGAUAACGAGGAUACGGCUAAAAGCAAAUAUGGCAUCUGUUGGAAUCAAAUUAAUGGUUGCGAUUAUGUUUUAAAAUAUGUUCAAAUGAUGAUUAGACCUAAAAAAUAGAAAUUAAAACUAAACAUUAGUUUUAAUUUCAAAAUCAUUUUGUUUUCUUAUUUAAUUAUAACAUACGUUUUUAAAAAAUUUUAAUUAUUUUGUUAAAACUCCAACAGCUGAAUACUGCUUCUAAAACUACUGAUUUUGAGCGAUAUGUGUUUUCGAAUCAAUAACAGUUGAAUAUACAGAGUGUUUUUUAUAGAGGAGGACAGCUUUAAAUUGAAAUACAACAGAGAAAAACGUUUUUAUUGGAUAUAUGUAUGACUAUGACUGUUUAGCUUUUAUUUUGAAACAUUUGUAAAUUUAUUCAAAGAAUUUUCAAUAUACAUACAUA